GACGGCCUUUCCCUGGUCCACUUCAACACGAACUUCAGACAGGAUGAGGAGCAGUACAAGGCUGGCCUUAACAAUGAGGCCGAGGCCUUUGCAGCCCACUGUGAGACGCUGGAGAAGGUGCUGCGUGGAAGGGUUACCCGCAUGGUGCGCACCGUGCGGCAGAUGGAGAAUUCAGAAGACUGGCUCCUGACCUGGGCCGACGAAACAACUCGGCGAUUUGCGGGCGGCCGCUUGAUCAGCUAUGGCGUCACGUAUUUUUCUGCCUGGCGAGAGGCGGUCCGCGAUCCGCUGAUCCAGGAUGCCAUGGCCAGUGCGGUGGAGCCGGUGGUCAUGCUUGUGGGCAGUGCCCUGGGCUACCAGUGUGCAUUUGCAAUCAGCUUGGGCUUUGCCAAAUGUGUGGGCUAUGACCUGCUUUGCUCGAGCAUGGUGGCGCCAGCCCAGAAGAUUGCAGAGGAGGUUGGGCUAUCGGACCGGAUUCAGUUCCACUGCGCCGAUGCCCUUACAGCUCCAGAGCUCAAAGAAGCA
This is a messenger RNA of Symbiodinium sp. CCMP2456, 525 nucleotides long. The record is from the annotation of a GenBank genome assembly. NCBI's taxonomy places the organism in Eukaryota, Dinophyceae, Suessiales, Symbiodiniaceae.